AACCCGCGAACCCAGGCCGCCGAAGCAGAGUGCACAGAGCUUUAACCACUCGGCCAGGGAGCAGGCCCCUGUGACUCAAGUCUUUGAGGGCAUUACUGAAUUUCCUGGGAGUUGAAUCUAGAUACAGUGAGAUAUACUAUUUGAAAGGAAAAGCAAGAAAUACUUGACAAUGUCCCUAGAUUAAGGAGUUCAGGGGAGAAUACCUAUUUUCUUCUUGUGACCCAAAACUCUUCUUGAUGUGGCGGUUCAGGUCCAUAAUAGAUAAAUGAGGUCGGUUAUCUUGCUGUGCUCUUAAGUGGUUCUCCAGAAGUCUAACUGGUCACAAGCCAUUAAAAAUCUCAUUUCCCUCACUUGUGUGAAACAUGGUGAAACAUAGAAUUCAGACUGCAGUGUGUGGAAUUGCUUAGUCUCCAUCUUCCUCAUCCCUGAGGGGGGAUUAAUACUUCACAGGAUUGUAAAGUUACAGGAGAGAGAAAAACACACGGUAAAUGCUCAAAAUGUGGCUAUUCUAGUAUUUCUUCAAAGGAUAGAUAGUUUAAGAUCAGGCAGUUGGGAGAUUAUUUUUAAAACCAAGCAUGAUAAUUAAAAUAUUAGCUAACAUAAACAUUUUAGUUUUUCAAGAAAUUUGGCAUAGCUUUUUAAUGGAUAAUGUGCUUCUGAAAACAGUUGCUGAUUAUAUUGUCUUACUUCAUGAAUCGGUCCUCAGGUAUAGAUGAAGCUUAAGAAAAUACGGUUCCUUUUCCCAAAAAGUAGAGUGAGAUCUAUGCUGAAUACUAUAGAUCUGAAGGAAAUUUUGUGGAGCAAACAUUUUCCAAUUGACAUGCAGUAUGUUUCAAGGAUGAGUAAGGUCCAUCUAGUCAUGGCAAUGGAAGGUGGGAUUAUGAGGGAUUACGUUAUCAGUUUACCACCUAACCCUUAGUAUCCUGCCAGGAUAGUUAGUCCCUGUGGUCUGGGGUCUGGGUUUAUGGGAUUGUAGGUGUCCUCCUCACUGUAGCUUCCUUUCUGUACACUAGGGGGCAGAAGCUCCUUGGCAUGUGUGUGAGAGAACCACACAAGAGAAAGGCUGACAUUCCUGAGAAAGGAGGAUGCAUAAAACUCACCGAACAAAGCCUCCGAAAAGGACAGGACAUUGAGGAGACAAAGUGCUCCCAUUACCUACAGUGGGUCUAUAGCCGUACACUCUCUCACUCACAAUCUUUUUUCAUUGCUACUGGAAGCCCUAGGAGUCCUCUGACCGGCUAUUAUCCUAGUUACGAUGUCACAACCUUAUUCUGUCCCUCUUUAUUGUUGUUAUCUGGUUGGUCUGGUAGUCCUGUGCAAGUUAGUUGUCAGAGUGGCAGCUCCAUCCUGCUACCGGAUAUUUAUAUACAGGAGCACACCGUGGCAGAAGUGCUGGAAAUGAGUCAGCUUACACAGUUGCGUUGGCCAAAUAAGGACAUUAACUGCAAUCCCAUAAGAACCUCAUCAGUUACCAAUUGCAUCAAGGCAUGGUGGCUUUUUCUUUUUAAAGCAUAGUUUCAGUAAUACAUUUACUAAAAAUCUCAGACAUCGUGAAAAAAGUCAGUAUUUGGAAUCUUACACUGCUUGGCUAAAUUAACACUAAAUAUAGACCAACAGUUUCAUGCUGGGGUUUAUGGGCCUUAUGGGAGCACCCGUGCACUGAAGGAAGGCAAAGAAGGAAAUACAGAAUUUGUAGAACAUUUUGUUGUAGUUGCUUCUGAAUAAUUAGUUUUCUUUUUUUCUAGUAACCUAGCAGUCAAAGCUCGCAUUUUUGUACAAUGAAUCGUUCUUCCCAGGACACUGGCUCUCGCGGCAUUCAUGAAGAUAGAAAGCUUUAUGUUGUGGAUUCCAUAAAUGACCUAAACAAACUAAACCUCUGUCCCACCGGAUCACAGCAUCUGUUCCCUCUAGAGGAGAAAAUGCCGGACGUUGGCACUAACUCAGGAAAUGGAAGCCACAGUCUGUUUUUUGUGGGGUUGAUAAUCGUGCUGAUCGUUAGCUUGGCACUGGUUUCCUUUGUGAUAUUUCUAAUAGUUCAAACUGGAAACAAGAUGGACGAUGUGUCAAGAAGACUGAUAGCUGAAGGAAAGGACAUAGAUGAUCUUAAGAAAAUCAACAGCAUGAUUGUAAAGCGACUCAACCAACUGGACUCUGAACAGAACUAAACAAAUGAUCUUGCAAGAGCAACGGCUAACAGCUGAGCUUCUCUCCUGACUGGGCGUGUACAGAGUUAAGAACUGAACAAGUGCAUUUCUGCAGGCAACAGAUUAUCUAGAUAGUGAACCCAGCCCUGGGGCCAACUUUCUGCUACAGGGAUGGGACUAACUCCAAGAGAAGGCGGAGUGGGGAUAGCAGCAGAAAGGGGCUCAUUUUAUGGUAAGGUCCUUCAGCUUCAAUGGAGGUUAAGGGUGGCCAACAUGGAAGAGAACCAACAAUAAGCAAGAGAAUUCGGUUCUGUACAUACAACUUCCCUUACAAAAGGAGCUUUGUCCUCGGAAUAAGUUCACUGUGCCGGUGAGGUUCAUGGUGCCUCAGGCACCUUUACAAACUUCCACGAAAGCCUAAGGAAUGCAUUGAAUUAUUUGUGUUCAAGGGAACCAGGUGAUAACUCUUCAAUAAAAAAGAUUCUGUCCA
Molecule: messenger RNA, 2634 nt
Organism: Equus caballus (horse)
Lineage: Eukaryota; Metazoa; Chordata; Mammalia; Perissodactyla; Equidae
Gene: LSMEM1
Product: leucine rich single-pass membrane protein 1
Source: RefSeq, a predicted model, not a curated record